UUGUGCCACCCACGCUAGUCUACUCAAUACAAGUGCGAACGCGGAGUUCAUCAGUUGCUUUCAGUUGCCUUCAAGGAGUCUGCGGCUACUGUCGAAACACUUCUGCAAACUCUUUUCCGUAUCCGCCAAAAAUGUAUUUUCCGAGCGUGAUCUUGAUUCUCACUUUACUUGGAAGUGUGAGUUUGCAUCUUACGGAGAUUGAUUUCAACAGAAUACGACAACUACCGAACGAGUUUUCGCCUACAUACAAUUCAAACAACAGAAGGUCUAUAGCUCACAAUUUAUAUAGCAAAAAGAAUUACGACCACUAUAAAAACUACGACUUACAUUCCCAAAAACAAACAAUGGAAAACGAAGUCAUUCAGACACAUCAACCAAGGGAAGACCCAAGGCUUUUCUAUCAAACCGAUAGUUAUCUUAGAGAAGUUCAGGAUCAUAACCAUGAAGUCACUUAUAUUUACCCGGGACGGGAGGUCAUCAAUGCUGAAGAGGAAUAUAUACGACCUCGGCGUCUCAGGAAAAUGGUUAAAAGCUUAACAUUAAAUUCAGAUGACCGCAGUCUAUGUAUGCAAUGUCCGCAUGAUAGAACGUUAAUAGCAAAAGCAGGCUUAGAUAAAGUUGUUCUACAAAGUCCAAGUCUCUUGUCAUGUAACGGAAGGACUGCAUCCCGAGAAAUUCGGUUUGUUACUAUGUAUGGACCAAAUUUUGGUGCCCUACUACAUCAAGGCUCUUACGUUAUAGUAGGAAAAAUAAUGUACAAUAGACAAGUACUGCAAAUGUGUAAAAUGCAAGUACACGUAAUUCUCCAGUCUUCACGUAAAUGUCCACUUCCGAAUAGUUUACAAGCGCAUUGUAAUAAUGAUUAUGAAUGCAGUUUUACCUGCCAAGACCCUAACUUAGACUUGCAAGGACCUCGAGCUCUUGUUUGUGACAAAGAUUUAAACUGGGAAGGCAAUCUUCCAAUAUGUAAAGGUCGGAAAUGGUGUGUGCCCCAGGAGCCACCAGAGCAUGGUAGAAUAAGCUGUAAGGGCAUUUCAGCAGAUAAUGGGCCAGGUUUAUCAGAGGGUUCAAGGUGCAGAGUACGUUGCAGGUUAGGGUGGAAGGCUAAAAAUACAGUAGCAGUUUGCCGACGUGGAUCUUGGAACCAUGAACUAGCGUGUCAACCACGACAAAAAAAUACUGUGUAAAAUCUUACAUAUGGAAAGAAAGAAAUAAUAUUUUAUUAUUCUUGAUCAUUAUAACUAACAAAUUGUUUUAUUAUCUGCUAGCGCCCGCCCCACUUAGGAAAAUGGUAGAACAACGACAUUUAAAAAAUCGUUUUUACUAUGUUGCUAUUGUCGCACUUCAACCGUUUAAAAUUAAUUUCUUUCAAAAAUAUGUAGGAAUAGUUAUAAAGUGUAAUAAUACAUUUUAAAAAGCCCAUGGAAUGCAGAUUUUAAAAUUAACAAAUAAAACUAGUAGGUUUUAUGAUGAUAUGUAUAUUAAGGAAAUUGAACAGUAAGUGAAGAAAAAAAACACAGCUUUCUAAUUUCGUCGAGACUUUUGACAGUUGCGGAUGUCUCCCGGUACUUUAUAUUUUAUUUUGUUUUGUAGCGUAGAUAUUCAAUAAUGAAAUUUAUUAAAAUGAAAUGGGGAUACGUGCGGUUUCGGAAGUUAUCGCAAAAGUAUGAUACAAGUAAGGAAACAGUAACCCUCUAUUUAUAUUGUGGUUUCUAAAGUUGAACUAUGUAAUUAAUUAAUUUUUUGCGCUUAUUUAUUGAUAACGGUACGUUUAAUAUUCAUUUUGCACUCAUUUCGCGGUAUAAUUCACACAUUAAUAUACAUAUUUUUUCAAGUACUAAGUAUAAAUUUUACAAAAUUUGAAAAGCUUAAAUAUUUUAUGAAAUAAAUAUCAGUAAUCAUACCUUUUAAUUACUUAUUAAAAUAGGUAUGAUCUUUAUUAUUGUUGCUUUAUAAUAAAGUAAUAAAAACUUUUUAUUCACUACUACUACUAAGGAAAU
Messenger RNA from Pieris brassicae (large cabbage white), 2000 nucleotides. RefSeq lists its product as uncharacterized. The record is from RefSeq and is a predicted model, not a curated record. Lineage: Eukaryota; Metazoa; Arthropoda; Insecta; Lepidoptera; Pieridae. Bases 132 to 1187 code for a protein of 351 amino acids. The transcript has 6 exons.